This is a messenger RNA of Daucus carota subsp. sativus, 3216 nucleotides long. Its product is annotated as pentatricopeptide repeat-containing protein At1g11290, chloroplastic-like. Bases 193 to 2115 code for a protein of 640 amino acids. Gene Ontology annotation, molecular function: protein binding. Lineage: Eukaryota; Viridiplantae; Streptophyta; Magnoliopsida; Apiales; Apiaceae. The record is from RefSeq and is a predicted model, not a curated record. The transcript has 3 exons.
UUUUCUUGACAAAAAGACUUAUUUUUUCUUGACAGACGUUAUAUUUUUAAUGUAGUAAUUUAUAUAGAAAAAAACACCUUCAUCAGAUUUUUCUGGCUGCUAGACCUUUCUUACCGGCAAAUUCCGGUGAUUAUAUCAACUUUAGCUCCUCAGUGCAUAUCCGAGGCCUAUCGGAAGUUACAAUUUAAGCGAAUGUAUUCUAUUUUUCGGAAUGCACAACACAUGUUUGACAGAAGGCCCCAAAGACAUUUUUCAAAAAACAAAUCACUUUGUGGCUUAUACUAUAGCAGUAUGUGGGAUUAUCAUGUAAAUGUUCAUGACCCAGUUGGUGUUUUUGGUGAAAAUGAUGAUAAUGUUAUAUCUUGGACUUCGAGAAUAUCGAGCUUGGUUAAAAGAAAUAAGUCCCAAGAAGCCAUUGAGUUGUUUAAAAUAAUGUUGGUGAAUGAGCAUAAGGUGAAUUACGUGACAAUGUUGAGCUUGAUAAGAGCUUCCGGGGCGACACAUUCGGAGAAUAUUACAAGGGUGAUGCAUGGUUUUGUUAUUAAGUUUGGGUUUGAGUUGGAGGUUUCGGUUGUGACUGCGCUUCUUAGUGUUUAUUCUGCAUGGGAUAUGAAUAUUGUGUUGAAGCUGUUUGAGGGAACAUGGAAUAAGGAUGUUGUUCUGUGGAGUGCGAUGGUUUCUGCGUGUGUGAGGAGUGGGAUGUAUGUUGAAGCGUUUAAUACUUUUAGGGGCAUGCAGUAUUAUGGUGUAAAGCCGAAUCUUGUGACUGUUGUCACUAUCUUACCAGCUUGUGCUGAGCUUGGUGAGUUAUGGUUUGGCAAAGAGAUUCACGGGUAUUCUCUUAAGGCAAUGUUGAAUUCUCAUACAAACGUCCAGAACUCACUUGUACAUAUGUAUGCUAAAUGUAGGAAAUUUGAGGCGUCUGCAAAGGUUUUUGGUGGAAUCCAACACAAGGAUCUUAUUUCUUGGAGGACUAUGAUUAGUGGAUGUAUGGAAAAUAAAAAUCCAAGGAAAGCACUGAAUGUUUUCUUAUAUAUGCUAUUUAGUAGUUAUAAGCCAGAUGAAAAUAUCGUACAGGAAGCACUAACGGCAGCUAUACAAGCUCGAGAGCGUUAUUUUGGUUUUGGAUUACAUUCUCUUGUGCUGAAAAGUGGAUAUAUGGCUUUUGUUUCCAUUGUCACAGGGCUUCUUCAUAUGUAUGCUAAAUUUGGAAAUGUGGGCUAUGCUAGACAUUUAUUUAAUCAGAUCCAGCAAAAGGAUUUUAUCAUUUAUAGCGCAAUGAUAUCAGCAUAUGCUCAGAGUGAGGCUCCUUCUGAUGCUUUCAUUAUAUAUAAAGCUAUGCAAUUGGCAAAUCAGAAGCCUAACGAAAUAACAUUUGUUAGUCUUUUACAUGCUUCUACUACGAUGGCUGAUAAAGGUACGGGAGAAAGCAUACAUGCUCACAUAAAGAAAGUUGGUUACUCAUUAAAUUCAUUUCUUACAUCUUCUUUAAUUGAUUUAUAUUGCAAAUAUGGUAGUAUAAGACAAGCAAAGGCAAUUUUUGAAGAAAUGCCUGCCAAAGAUCUUAUAUGCUGGAGUUCCAUGAUUAAUGGGUAUGGGAUAAAUGGAUAUGGCACUGAGGCUCUUGAGACUUUUUCAAACAUGUUGGAUAGUGGGAUUAUGCCCAAUGAUGUUGUUUUCGUAUCAGUUUUAUCUGCUUGUAGUCACUGUGGACUUGAUGACGAAGGUUGGGACUGGUUUUAUGCGAUGGAAGAGAAAUUUUGUGUUACCCCAAAACUUGCACACUAUGCGUGCAUGGUAGAUAUGCUAAGUCGUCGAGGAUAUGUGAAAGAAGCUCUUGAAUUCGUGAGCAAAUUGCCAAUUGAGCCUGAUAUCAGAAUAUGGGGAGCUCUUCUGGCCGGUUGUAGGAAAAGCAGCAACUCGACUGAAGUUGCUGAAGUUGCAGUUCAUCGGCUCAUAAGUUUGGAUCCAGAAAAUACUAGUUACCACGUGUUUUUGUCGAAUAUGUAUGCAGAACAGAACCGUUGGGAAGAUGUGGAUAGACUGAGAAAUUUGGUGGAGGAGAAGGGAUUAAGAAAAGAUGCAGGAUGUAGCAUCGUCGCAACAAACUUAUAGACUGCUUUGUGUUUCAGUCAGGCACUUGAGAAGGUUUUGCAAACUAUGGGGGUGUUUGGUUGGAGGUUAACGAGCUUGGUAAACAGGAAUGGGAAUCUGAUUCCCUAACAUGCUGUUUGGAUCACGCUUUUGAUUGCCGGGAAUGGGUAUCUGUAAACUUUUAGCCGGUAAAUUGAUAACCUUACCAGUACCCCGGGAUUUAAAGACGCUCGUUUCUCCCGACCUCUACUUUGUGUUCCAUUAUUUCCCGUUUUCUCUCCACCUCACCAGUCUCUCCUUUCUCGAUCUCUCUUCUCCAUCGCCAUCUCUCUCGUUCUCUUUUUUCCAUCUUCUCCGGCAAAUCGACAUAUCUCCCCCCCCCCCCUCUCUCCAUCUUCUCUCUUUUCUCGCCAUUGAGCUAGCCCUACUUCAACACACUGCCCAACAUCAAAGGCCAUUUCUCAAGAACAAGGAUGUGUCUGAAGCGGUUCAGAAGGUUGCCUCUGCCUAUGACUGUAAAUUGUUAAAGGAGUUCUUAGUCAUCAGCUCAAACAGUUUGUGAUUGACGGGAACAAAGUUGUCUUCAGUGUCUGAAACCCUGAUACGUUGAUGCUACUGAGUUUGAAGAGAAUGAGGUUUAUGCUAUUGAUAUUGUCACAAGCACAGAAGAAGGGAAGGUCAAAUGGACGAUUUUCUGAUGGUCGUCUCGUGAUUGAUUUCUGAGGUACAUUUUGCUGAGUAACAUUCUAUCCGACUGAAAUCAUUAGCCUGUAUGUCUCUUGUUUUGUUAAUCGAGUUGUAAAAGGAGGUGUUAAGCAAUCGAGUUGUAAAGACUUGCUUGACAGAUAACGGUGGAAGACAAUUUCUGUCGGAGCCGCUCUUACAAUUACAUCACUUUGCUACUUUUGAGAAAAGAAGAUUCUCAUUUUAAGAAAGUUAAACACUGAUGUAAGGUUGUUGUUUGGAACCGAACCAAAUUUUAUUAUGUGUAAAAGGUUGAGAAGUUUACUUGUUUAGUGUGCAUGAGGUUCUUAUGAUUUGUGUAAAAGUUAUGCAAAUAAAUAGAAAUUUUAUUUUGCUUAUUGUAGUAACAUUGGAUAAUUAAAGCAGAUUUUUGUAGGA